This is a messenger RNA of [Candida] anglica, 2265 nucleotides long. Lineage: Eukaryota; Fungi; Ascomycota; Pichiomycetes; Serinales; Debaryomycetaceae. The record is from the annotation of a GenBank genome assembly.
ACCUAAUUGAUUAAAUAUGUCUGAUCAACAAGGAUACAGUGCCGACAACUUGUCGCAAGACAUGCAGAAUGCCAACAUUGGCUCUAACCAACAGCAAGAGCAACAACAAGCUCCACAACAAAGCUACUACAAUCCAAAUGCUGCCUCAUCUUUUGUUCCAGGUCAAGGUCAAGAAUCUUACCAAGGAUACAACCAGUACCAACAACAAAGCCAAGGUGGAUACCAAGGUGGUUACCAAGGUGGAUACCAAGGUGGAUACCAAGGAGGCUACCAAGGUGGAUACCAAGGUGGAUACCAAGGUGGUUACAACAGCAACAGAGGUGGUUACAACCAAGGGGGUUACAACAACCAAUACCAAGGGGGCUACAACAACCAAUAUCAAGGUGGAUACAACAACCAAUACAACUCUUACCAACCACAAGAACAACAACCAGCUCAAGGUAUGUCCUUAGCUGACUUCCAAAAGCAAAAGGCUGAAGCAGCAGCUUCCAGUUUGAACAAGCCAGUUAAGAAGAAGUUGACCUUGUCUGGAUCUUCUACUAUUAAAUUGGGUAACGCUACCAAGGCUCCAGUUGUGAUCAAGAAGGAAGCUACUCCAGAAGUCAAGAAGGAAGCUACUCCAGAAGUCAAGAAGGAAGCUACUCCAGAAGUUAAGAAGGAAGCUACCCCAGAAGUUAAGAAGGUUGCCACUCCAGAAGUUAAGAAAGAAGCUACUCCAGAAGUCAAGAAGCCAGCCAAGUCUGCUAGCCCAGCUCCAGCUCCAGCUGCUGAAAAGCCAGCUGCCACUGCCACCGUCAGCUCUGCCGAUGCCUUGAUCAAGGAACAAGAAGAAGAAGUCGACGCUGAAGUUGUCAAUGAUUUGUUCGGUGGUAAGGACCAUGUUUCCAUAAUCUUUAUGGGUCAUGUCGAUGCCGGUAAGUCCACCAUGGGUGGUAACCUUUUGUACUUGACUGGAUCCGUUGACAAGCGUACUGUUGACAAGUACGAAAGAGAAGCCAAGGACGCCGGUAGACAAGGUUGGUACCUUUCUUGGGUCAUGGAUACCAACAAGGAAGAAAGAAGUGACGGUAAGACCAUUGAAGUCGGUAAGGCUUACUUCGAAACUGAUAAGAGAAGAUAUACCAUUUUGGAUGCCCCAGGUCACAAGAUGUACGUUUCUGAAAUGAUUGGUGGUGCCUCUCAAGCUGACGUUGGUAUCUUGGUUAUUUCCGCAAGAAAGGGUGAAUACGAAACAGGUUUCGAAAAGGGUGGUCAAACCAGAGAACACGCUUUGUUGGCCAAGACCCAAGGUGUUAACAAGAUUAUUGUUGUUGUUAACAAGAUGGAUGACACAACUGUCGGUUGGUCUGAAGAACGUUAUAAUGACUGUACUACUAAGUUGGGUAAGUUCUUGAAGGGUAUUGGUUAUGCCAAGGAUGACAUUAUCUUCAUGCCAGUUUCUGGUUACACUGGUGCCGGUUUGAAGGAUCGUGUUUCUGCCAAGGACUGUCCAUGGUACACUGGUCCAUCUUUGUUGGAAUACUUGGAUGACAUGAAGACUGUUGAUCGUCAUAUCAAUGGUCCAUUCAUGUUGCCAAUUGCCGGUAAGAUGAAGGACAUGGGUACUGUUGUUGAAGGUAAGAUUGAAUCUGGUCAUAUCAAGAAGGGUGGAAGUUUAUUGUUGAUGCCUAACAAGACACCAAUUGAAGUUCUUACUAUUUACAACGAAACUGAACAAGAAUGUGACUCCGCCUUCUGUGGUGAACAAGUCAGAUUGAAGAUUAAGGGUGUUGAUGAAGAAGAAUUAUCCCCUGGUUACGUUUUGACUUCCCCAAAGAACCCAGUCAAGACCAUUGUUAAAUUUGAAGCUCAAAUUGUCAUUGUUGAAUUGAAAUCCAUUUUAGCCAACGGUUUCUCUUGUGUCAUGCAUAUCCAUACUGCCAUUGAAGAAGUUAAGUUUGUCCAAUUGAAGCAUUACUUACAAAAGGGUACCAACAGAAAGUCCAAGAAGCCACCUGCAUUUGCUAAGAAGGGUAUGAAGAUCAUUGCUGAAUUGGAAGCAUCUGAAGCCUUCUGCGCCGAAACUUACGCUGACUACCCACAAUUAGGUAGAUUCACAUUGAGAGAUCAAGGUACCACCAUUGCCAUUGGUAUGAUCACCAAGUUGAUGUAAGAAAGAAUAGAGUAGUUACGACAGUUAUAUACAAAUUAAUUUUUUUUCCCCAAAUAUAUUAAUAAAUUGUAGACAUUAUGGGAAGAGAUCUAUAUAUAUAUAUAUAUUUAUAA